This is a messenger RNA of Brassica napus (rape), 2258 nucleotides long. Its product is annotated as triacylglycerol lipase 2-like. The record is from RefSeq and is a predicted model, not a curated record. Bases 851 to 2080 code for a protein of 409 amino acids. Lineage: Eukaryota; Viridiplantae; Streptophyta; Magnoliopsida; Brassicales; Brassicaceae. The transcript is spliced from 8 exons. Gene Ontology annotation, biological process: lipid metabolic process. Gene Ontology annotation, molecular function: hydrolase activity, acting on ester bonds.
UCUCUGAGUCCUCCUGACACCUUACACUGUGCGCACGGUGUGAAAUGGAAGCAACCAGAUGAAGAAAUAGAAUUUGUUUUCUUGAGUUUAAGAAGAAGAAAACAACUAACGGAAGCUGAAGUCACCACUCCACUUAUCCGUCCCUACCCCAUCUCCUAUCGCCUUUAACAGUUUCUUCUUUCGUCUCCUAUCUCUCUUUCUUUUUUCACAUCUCUUUUUUUUUUUGCUAAAAUUCUUUUUCACAUCUCACGAAAACACAACACGAAUAUUACAAAUCACUUAUAUGGUAUUUUACAAAAAAUAUAUAUAUUCAGAUAGCUUUUCUUACUAUCAUGCACUUUUGAUAGUACUAGCUAGUCAGCAGGAAGAUGUAUUUCCUUGUUAGAUUUUUCUAUCUGUAGAUUUUGGGAUUACCUUUCUUAUCAGGAAGAUGUUUGUCUAAUUUUUUUUUUUUUUUUGCUUUUAUUUCGUUAGUAUCAUUUUUGACAAAGAAUAAAGAUCAUACAAUAAAUAUAAUGGGUUGUCGACUAUUUUUUUCGUGUGACUAAGUACUAUCUUUUAUAAAACGUGCGUAUCAAUGUGUUAAUUCUUUGAAUUUUUUAAACUUUAUUAUUUGAUUUUCUUUUAAACAAAAAUUUCUUGGCGGGGGGUUUGGUAAUAUUAUAAAAGCCAGACGAGCCAGUCCAACUUCGUGAUAUCCAUAAUUAACGUGAGUCGUGAGAUUUGUUUUCUCUUAAAAUAACUCAUUUCCCAUUAUCCUAUCCGCCAUCCCUUCUCUAUAUAUAAAAAAAAACAUCUCUCUAAUUUCUACAACGAGACGACACCCCUUAUCUCAAUAGCCAGUUCGGUUAUGGCUCUAUCCGGGUCAUUCGUUUUAGCCUUACUCUUCUUCUUCGCUCUUUCCAUUAAUCCCCUUGAAGCUCGUGGACCCUUCGACCGGCUAGCCCGGAAGCCGCCGCAAAGGACUGCUGCUGAAGGCAUAUGCGCUUCCUCUGUCCGCAUAUUUGGUUACAAGUGCGAAGAACAUGAUGUGGUGACUCAAGAUGGAUACAUAUUGAAUAUGCAAAGGAUACCGGAAGGACGAGCCGGCGCCGGAGAUAUGUCCAAGAGACAGCCUGUCCUAAUACAGCAUGGGAUUCUUGUCGAUGGGAUGUCGUGGCUGUUCAAUCCGGCGGAUCAAAAUCUACCGUUAAUUUUGGCUGAUCAAGGAUUCGAUGUGUGGAUGGGAAACACAAGAGGGACUAGAUUCAGCAGGAGACACAAGUACCUUAGCCCUAAUCAACCGGCUUUCUGGAACUGGACGUGGGACGAGCUUGUGAGUUACGAUCUGCCUGCUAUGUUUGACCAUAUCCACGGCCUAACAGGCCAAAAGAUUCACUACCUCGGACACUCUUUGGGAACUUUGAUAGGAUUUGCGUCGUUCUCGGAAAAGGGGUUGGUGGACAAAUUAAGAUCGGCAGCGAUGCUGAGUCCUAUUGCUUAUCUCAGCCACAUGACCACAGUUCUCGGCGACAUCGCCGCUAAAAGUUUCCUCGCUGAGGCCACCGCCAUUAUAGGAGUGGCAGAGUUUAACCCCAAAAGUGGACUAGUAGGGAAUUUCAUAAAGUUUAUAUGCCAUCAAGCAGGGAUCGACUGCUAUGAUCUAAUCUCUGUUAUUACCGGCAAGAAUUGUUGCCUUGACGCAUCAACCAUUGAUCUAUUCCUGGCGAAUGAACCACAAUCUACUUCCACCAAGAACAUGAUCCACCUUUCUCAAACGGUAAGAGACAAGGUGUUAAGAAAAUACAACUAUGGAAGUAGCAAUUACAACAUGAAACAUUACGGUCAAGCGUUGCCGCCUGCUUACAACAUAUCGGCGAUCCCACACGACCUUCCGCUUUUCUUCAGCUACGGAGGUUUAGACUGUCUUGCCGAUGUGAGCGACGUCAGGUUUUUGAUAGACCAGUUUAAGUUUCACGAUGCAGAUAAGAUCGACGUGCAGUUUGUGAAAGAGUAUGCUCAUGCUGAUUUCAUCAUGGGUGUUACUGCCAAAGACGUUGUUUAUAACCAAGUUGCUACCUUUUUCAAACGACAAGUUUGAUUUUAGUAUAAAUCAUUAGGUUAUAUGUACUUUCAUGUGCCCCAGUAUUUUUAAAACCGGACCGGCUAGCAAACCGAAAUUUUUUGGGGUUAUGGGUCAUUGUGGUUCGACCGUAUCUGAACCGGGUUCGAUCGGAUUUACUUAGAUUAAACUAAAUUUAAUGAUAUUUUAUAAAUAA